Messenger RNA from Pestalotiopsis fici W106-1, 1575 nucleotides. RefSeq lists its product as uncharacterized. The transcript has 2 exons. The record is from RefSeq and is a predicted model, not a curated record. The coding region runs from base 1 to 1575 and encodes 524 amino acids. NCBI's taxonomy places the organism in Eukaryota, Fungi, Ascomycota, Sordariomycetes, Amphisphaeriales, Sporocadaceae.
AUGGCCAUCGACUCAUUCUCGCAUGAUCAUGUCCCUCAACGUGCCCAAGCAUGCCCGGCGAUCCACUUCCCGCGUAACAACGACUUUGUCGGGCGCGACGCCCAACUCGCGCAACUUAAGGAGUCUCUCCUGCGGUCCCAGACCGACAAGUCAAUGGUAGCGAUACAUGGACUCGGCGGAAUAGGGAAGACACAGCUAGCGCUCGAGUUCGCCCGAAGCGCCGACGAAUCCUGCUCCGUAUUCUGGGUCCCCGCCCGUACCGAGACGUCGUUUUCACAAGCCUACAAGUCGAUCGCAACGCUGCUGGGACUGGCAGGCAACCAAGACGUCUUGUCCAAAGCCACAAAGCACACAAGUCAAAGGCUUAAAAAUAAUCUUCAGUACCAGGCCUGGAUCGAUAACUCCCUCGUUGCGACAACGUAUCCGAAGCAGCCCAAAGAAAGAUCAAUUUUACCCGUUUUAAUCAACGGCAAACAUUUCGAUGGGUUCCCCGACACAAAUGCCACCCGCAAUGUGAUGACAGAAGAAUUUGCCGUAUCUAUUGGUGCAGUGAUUGAUAGGGCUACAGCUGGACGGGCUACUUUUAUCAACGCAAUUGGGGAGAAGACGAGCUCGAUUGGCCAGACUUCGCUUGAAGUGGCCUUUCCUGAUAAUCCUGGAAAGUCAUGGUCUUGCCAGUUUCAAGUGGUCCGAUGCUGCCCCGAAGGCCUCGUCUUUGGUGACCAUUUCUUAAGGACGUUGACGGAAACUUUGACCAAGUUCCGCCAUCGCCUUAAGAAAAAGGCAACAGUCUCAGGCCUGAAUAUACGCAGACUGUUGCAUAUGGAAACACCCCGCCAGCAGCUGAGGUGUUCCAUCAACUCGCAGGGGACACUCGCCAACAUGGAUACAGGAUCCGACAUUGACCUGGUGUCACUGAAAUUCGCUGAGUCUUGUGGGUUGGACAUUUCAUAUUUUCCUCAUAAUGAAGGAUUCGUCAAGCUCUCCAACGGUACAGUGAAAAAGCUCCUAGGAUACAGUGACAACCGGCUGAAUUUGGGAGAGGAUUUGAGAGAGAAGAGGUUCUUUGUCCUGGAUGGCCUCGUUGCUGAUGUUGUCCUGGGAGAUGACACUCUUGAGGACCUUGACGUGUUUAAUAAACAUGUCGAUUCAUUUGUGGAUCAAGAUGAUUUUAUCGAAGCGGACAACUUUCACAUGAUCGAAUGGAGAGAACGUUACGAUAGUGUAGAAAGAAAUGUCGAGACUCUUCUGCGAGCCGCGGAAGGGGUGCCGGCAGCGGAGGAACCAAGUUUGCGGCGACGUUUUGCUCACGUAUUGAGACAUGGACCCAACAAUGCUCGCACAAGCAGACCUGUCAAAUGCGAUGUCCAACUCCGGCUGAGGCGAACACUCGAAGACCUUGACAGGCUCGAGGACCAUCUUGACGACCAAUCCCACAGGCGGCUGGAGAAGGUUAGAGGAGAUGAUGUGCUGCGAGAACAGCAAAGCAAUGAACUCCGAAAGCGACAGUAUCAAUAUUUGCGCACUAAGAUCCUCGGAGGCCUACAGAAUUUUGAUAAGAUAGAAAAGGGAUGA